Papaver somniferum (opium poppy) is the source of this 1787-nucleotide messenger RNA. RefSeq lists its product as uncharacterized. The transcript is spliced from 11 exons. Bases 1 to 1323 code for a protein of 440 amino acids. The record is from RefSeq and is a predicted model, not a curated record. NCBI's taxonomy places the organism in Eukaryota, Viridiplantae, Streptophyta, Magnoliopsida, Ranunculales, Papaveraceae.
AUGGAAGAAACAAGAAGUGAAUCUCCGUAUUCUAUGGGGAAAGAUAGGAUCAGUACCUUACCUGAUGAAACAAUUCACCUCAUCAUCUAUGAUGAAGAUAUUGUGAUGAAAAAUGUUUAUAGAUGGAUUGUUCAAGCUGCUAAGCUCAAUGUAGAAGAAAUGAGGUUAGAAAUCCAUCAAGGUCAUCCAGAAGCUCUUGAAAUUCCUCAUCAACUUGUUAAUUGCAAGUCACUGGUUCUCUCAGGAGCGCCUGACUUAUUAGGCUCUCAACCACCUCACUUAUUCAAUCUGCAAUGUUUGUUGCUGAAAAUGCGGUCUACAAGAGGUUGCUUGCUGGCUAUAGCGUACUUGCUCAAGAUUUAUCCUCUUAUAAAGGUUAUAUUAUUUUACUCCAAGCAGUCAAAUUUAGUGGAUGUCGAGGAUGAUUGGGAAGCAGGAUUGUCAUCGCGGGGGAUGUUGUCUCGCCAUGAUUAUGUUAAUUUUGUCGAAAUGGUUUUGAGGAGAGUUGAUCUAUCAUUCCGUGCUAGUACUGGCUUGCCCGAUGGAGGGAGACAAAUGGAACUAUUUAGAGAGAAGGUUUCGUCAUUUUUGUUUCUCACCGUUUUCAUAAUCAUAAAAGCCAUUAUCAUCAUCAUCAUCGUCGUCGUACUCCCACUCCUUAAUUAUCUUCAAUGGCUUCACCAUCUCCAUCCAAUAUUGAUCAGAAGUUCGAAUACCGGUGAAGAUGGUGUAGAAAGUUCCUCCGGGAAAGAUGGUGACAAAGAUGAGAAAGGUUGUGAAGGAGCUAAGGGUGCCCCUGAAGGAAACUCUGGAAAGAACGUGUCUCUGCCCCAAGUGUCCAAAGUAUCUUCCUCGGAUACUGAGGUAGAGGGAUCGGGUGAUGGAGUAGGAGGAGGAAAACAGAAUCAAUCCAAGGUUUCUAGAAAUGAUCUGAAGGGCCAAGCUUCUCGGGAGAUCGAUCCUAUUAAAAACAUUGAAAGGAAUCCUCCUCAGAACCAAGGCUUGGUCGGUGGUUCGAAGUUUACAUUCUCGGGUGUUGCUUGUGAUUCAUUUGGCAUCCUUUCCUCUUCUAGUUUCAGCUCGCUUACGUUCACCCAGAUGUUGCAGGUUAUGCCCUUAGAUGGUCCUGCCAUGAAGGAAUUCCUCAACCUUGUUGCCGCGAAUCCGAAAUUUCUUGAGGCUGCUAUUCGUCAAAAGGAAUUGGAAGAAAUAGGCCACCUUCGGAGUCAACUGCAGGGGGAAGAAUACCGGUCUCGGGAGCUCGAGAAGCAGCUAAAUGAAGCCAAAGCCGAUCAAGGAAAGGUUAAAGCUUUGGAGGAGUAGGUCGUCAAGUGCAGUCAGUAUGUGGCUCUUUUGAAAACUAUGCUUAGAGAUGUUGCUGAUGAGUUGACUCACCAAAUGGAUGAGAAAAGCACGCAUGGAGCUUACUAACGGGAUUACGGAGGGUGUGAAGAAUUAUAUCAAUGAUGAGGAGGAACGAGAAUGCUGGUUCGGGUUCGGCUAAUCCCAAAACCUAGUUUCGAUCUCCCGUAGUGUUGUGUCACUAUUUUCCCCCUCUUGGGAUGUAAUUGAUAACUUUAUUUAAUGUCUAGACAUCGAAACCAAUCCCCAUGCCACAUUUGAAACUGUUUGCGAGAUAGCCUCCAAUUCAUGUCCUAGCAUCUAAGAUUUGAUUCCUAUCAGUAAUUUGGAUGGUUCUCUUGAGUACUUCCUGUUUACAAAUUAGGUUUUUUUUUUUUAAAAUAAAAAUUACCGCCUGUGAACUUAUUAAGUCUGGCGAUUUUAUC